Messenger RNA from Penicillium canariense, 7461 nucleotides. Its product is annotated as putative SNF2 family helicase. The record is from RefSeq and is a predicted model, not a curated record. Gene Ontology annotation, molecular function: ATP binding; ATP-dependent chromatin remodeler activity; methyltransferase activity. The transcript is spliced from 8 exons. The coding region runs from base 1 to 7461 and encodes 2486 amino acids. NCBI's taxonomy places the organism in Eukaryota, Fungi, Ascomycota, Eurotiomycetes, Eurotiales, Aspergillaceae.
AUGUCAAGCGUGGAACACUUCCCGAUGUGCCACGAUUUCAUUAAUAAUCCGCGUCAUCUCAAAGGCCAGGACAAUGGGCUCAUGGCCCUGAACAUGAACAGUAUGAUUGCGUAUAAACAGAUAAAUGGCAGGCAAUGGAGUGGAUGCCUUUUUGAAUGGGCCAGUUUCGAUGGGGUGAGAGCAGCUCAACAGAAACGGACCCGCUUGGACCCGCUUUUCCAGCCUCACUUAAAAAGCCCAACCUCGGCCUUCGGGACUUCUUUCUUCCGCAACGACCGGAGCUUUAUUCUUCCGAAACCCUCUCUGCCGGAAUGCGAUAAGCACCAAUUAUCGCACGUGACCGGAUCGUGCCCUAUUCAGAGCAUCUCAAGCAGCUUUGGCUGCCUCGCCAUCAUUAUGGCCGGGGCCGAGGGCGCCGAAGCCGGCCAUGUUCCCGAGGAGGUUCCGGAGGAGGAGGAGGAGGAGGAGGAGGAGGAGGAUGAGAAGCAGCAGCUUGUGUUUAAUGGUGCUGACUUGCCUGAGAUCCCCGAACUGCUGCGAUCAAGAGCUACCAGUGGUUGCAAGUAUCUUGACCUGCGCCUGUCGCCCAUGCAUACGCUGGAAGACAUUUUCCAGGACCUCGCCUCGAAGGCGAUGACUUUGGGCUUUGCUAAAGUCCUAAAGCAUUUGGGGGAGCGCCCACUGCGGGUAGCAACGGUCUGCUCGGGCACUGAAAGCCCAAUUUUAGCAAUGGAGAUGAUCCAAAAGGGUCUUGGUACGGACCAGCGUUUCCGGGUCUUACACGCCUUCAGUUGUGAGAUCGUCCCGUUCAAACAAGCCUAUAUUCAACGUAACUUUGAGCCCCCUGUUCUCUUCCAAGACAUUUUGGAAUUAGGGGAAAAGAAAGCUCGGACGGCAUACGGGUCACUGGAACCCAUACCUGGUGAUCUCGACAUCCUCAUCGCUGGGACCGCGUGCGUCGAUUUCUCAAUACUGAAUAACAAACAGAAGCUUCUCGAAGACUGCGGCGAGUCUGGCAGUACUUUCAACGGUCUGCUGCGGUACGCCAAACGAUAUCGUCCCCGACUGAUCCUCUUGGAGAACGUUUGUACUGCCCCCUGGGACGAGUUCGCCAAAAUCUGGGCAGCAGCCGGCUAUCUAGCUGUCCAUCAAAUUAUAGACUCGAAAGAGUACUAUAUACCCCAGACUCGUAGGAGGGGGUACAUGGUGGCCAUGGACACUCACCGACUGGAUACGGCAAUGAUCGGUCAGGCAUUACCAAGCGUCAACGAACUCGGCUCUUCCUUCCGGAGCCUCAUGCAGAAGUUCAUUCGUCGAGCGAGUUCGCCCGCCGGAAUGUUCCUUCUGCCGGAAGAUGACCGCCGUCUUGAGCAGAUCCAGAAGGAUCUUGCUACACGUCUCGCAGCCAAGGCAAGUCGUGUUGGGUCCAACUGGGACAAAUUCCAGCUCCGGCAUGAGAACUUACGCGCGAAGGAGAAGUUAGGAGGUCAACGGCCCAUCAGCCGUUCCCAGGCCGGGGGUAUGGUAUCAAUGCCCCCAGACUUUUACUGGCGCUCUUUCUUUGUGUCACAAACCGAGCGCGUUUGGGAAUCCCUCGAUAUCAACUUUCUCAUGGGUGUAGCGCAUGGCAUCGACACCAACUACAAAGAGCGCUGGUUUGAUACAACUCAAGGUGUGGAUCGUGCUAAGGGAUCGUCUAUCUCGACCGGAGUCAUUGGCUGCGUCACUCCGAAGGGUAUGCCCUUUCUGUCAACGCGAGGAGGCCCAUUGUCUGGUUUAGAGGCUCUCUCUCUACAGGGGCUUCCGCUAGACCGUAUCAUCCUGACUCGCGAGUCACAGAGAGAUCUACAAGACCUGGCCGGUAACGCCAUGACAUCCACUGUCGUGGGUGCGGCGAUGCUUUCCGCUCUCAUUCUGGGAUAUGAAUUGUUGGACCAAGGCGAAGCCAGACCUGUUGAUGCCCUCGCCCGGACUGACGAUAAUUUGACGCCGUUCGCAGUUGUGGAUGGGGACAACAACACCCUCAUCCCGGUCGACAUCGAGGAUUCCAGUCCAUCUUUCGACCAACAAGACCGUCUCUUGCAGCGCGGGGCUGAAAGUGCUCAGUUCUGUUUCUGCGAAGGACAGUCUGUGAUCAAGAAAGACCUCGUCUUUUGCAAUCUCUGUGGGCACCGUGCAUGCGAUUCCUGUGCUGGAAAUCCGACACAUGCCUACCGACCCCUGCCGGCACCCACCUCCCUGCGAAGCCCCCCACUGGACUUCAUCAAAUUUCUCAAAGGCGUGUUGCCUAUGAGACUCAUGCUGUCCGGUCUGUCAGUUACCGACUUCGAAAAUCUUCUCGCCAACUUUCCCGUCAGUCACCCUCCGAACCCUCAGGUUAGACAAGCUGCCAAGAUUCCCAGCAAGACCCACUGUGAUGGGAACCUGAGCGUGGAGAAGAUAAAAGGUGAGAUCUGGCACCAUGGCAGUCCAGGUGACGACACCAUCACCGCUGAGAACGGCGCAGAUCUCGCCCGACAAGACUUCAUCGAGACCGUCCAGUCUGCCCUCGCUGAAGUUGUCCGUUUCUACGGCAUCCAGCGAUCCGACAUCUGGACUGUCGUCUACGAAGGCGACUGUUCAAGGCUGCAGUUGCAGAUCCGCCGUGAUGGAUUCCAGUGGCUGUACUUCGCCAAGGCUCCACGAAGUGCUCCAGCUCAGUGCCUCAUGCGAGAGAUUGUCGGUAAACCGAUUGCUCGCCUGACCCCGACGCCAGGAUCUCUCCUGGAUGGUUCAUGGGAAAUUUCUGCUCCCAUUAGUGCCCAGUUCCCCUUGUGGAUCUCCGGCAUCGGAGAUCAGAUGAGGGCGUACGAAGCAGAGAUUGGCAUCAAGAAAAAGCUUAUCGGCCACAUGCAGGUGUGGACCCAGAUUCUGGUCGAAGGCGAUGAUGAUGAUGCUGAACACCUAGAUGCUGAUAUUCGUGGCCUGUACACCUGGCUUCCUGAUUGUGGCACAGCCCUGGCGUCGUUGUACAAGAAGGAGGCCACUGCGAUCUGCCCUGCCGUCUACCUCUUCCUCGAUCCCAACAAGACUGGCAACCCAAUUAUUGACUCGUGCGUGUUCUCGUUCGAGCAUAACCGUCUUGCGGGGUAUUCGAGGCGCAUCACCAUCGCCGAACUGUCACACAAAUGGCGAGCAUCGGCCGUCACGUCCAAACCGACCGAAGUGAAUGCGUUCUAUCGAGCCUGGACCGGUGCUCCAGCUGCGGCUUUGGACCCGGUAGUGGGCGACCAGAUCGUCUAUCGCAGCCUACAGCCUGGUCCCACAAUCAGCCUCGGAAGCAACGACUGCCGGGAAUCAUACGUCUCGCUGGUUUCGCUCGCAGCACCAGCCGCCUCUCUCAACCUGUCAAAGGCACUAUUGCCCUCUCUUUCAUCUCCCUCCACUUGUUGGGAAGUAGUGAGUCUCGAGAAAUCCAACGCCGAAAUACGGGGCGUCGCUUGGGCGGUUCAGAAAAUUGCCAGCCGGACGGAGUUCCGGGAUUGGAACAACAUCACCGUCGGCGCCGAACGCCCGAGUGACAAGAGUACGAUCUGCCACACCUGCGACCCUCCAGCUCCUGGUAUUCUCUGGGGCCGCGACAAGAAGGGACGUGUCAUCCCGUAUGAGGACCCUCGCGGCGCCGCUGUUUAUGAGCGCGCCGCCAAGUCAAAGCCAGCUCCCUUUGUCCUCUUGCGCAGGAUCGAUGAAGCUGCUAACGCUGAGUUGCGUUUUGCUCUCAACAUCCAGUCCCUGGCACACCAAGCCUAUGGGCAGCUUGGACACAUCGGAGAUCACUCCAGCAUUGAGGCAAAAUGGAGGCUGAUUGGCAACACGUAUGACUGGGGAAGGGCCAGCCACCCGAGAUUUCGUUUGCUUGACAACAAGCAUGAUAACGCUCAUCACCAACCCCCGAACUUUCAGCUCAAGCUGCGUCCAGAGCAGCUCCGAUCCCUUGGCUGGAUGGUCUCUCAAGAAGACGAAGAGAUUUUACCGUUCGUCGAAGAGGAAACAGAAGAAGCCCACUUGCCGCUGAUGUCCUGGCGCGCAGAAGUCAAAGUCAGCAUGCCCAGAGUGGUGCGAGGCGGUGUCCUAUGUGAUGAGGUUGGAUAUGGCAAGACUGCAAUCAUCCUUGCGGUGAUUGACGCCCAAUACGAGCAGGAUUCCCACCGGCUGCACCACGCCCCUCAAAUCCAUGGGCUGGUUGCGACGAAAGCAACUCUUCUUGUUGUCCCAUUCAGUGUGUACAAACAGUGGGCUGACGAAAUUGGCAAAUUUCUCGGGACCAAGUACAAGGUCUUGAGCUUCUCGACCACCCAUCAAUUCAGCAAAAUUUCGGUCAAGCAGAUUCGCGAAGCAGAUAUCAUUCUUGUUCCCUGGUCGUUGUUCAACAGUCCGGUUUACUAUCGAGCCAUGCAGUACUUUACGGGCACGCCGAAAGUACCUGAUAGACCGGGUCGCAGCUUCGACAGCUGGUUCAAGGAUGCGAACACAUCACUUCGCGAGGUUGUUUCAGUCUUGCAAGAUGAGGGACCCGAAGGGUAUUUGCAGCAUGUGUGGGCUCGGCGAUCACGGUUGCGGCGAACACAGGCGAAUUCCACAUAUGUGCCGUCUUGCCGUCUGCGCGGCGCAGCCUUGGCGGCUGCUCAAGCCCGAGCGAUGGCAGGCAACGAGACGGGUACUGAGACCGUCGCACACAGUCAGUCUCAAGAAAUUUCUUGCACCUCCGUUCAACAAACUCCCGAUUGUACUGAAAAUUGUCCGUCUCCUGAAAAUCCUUCGACCAAUCUCUCCCCAGAUGGCAUCGAGGCGAAUAGUCCUCCAGAAGGGCCGUAUCCUUUGCAAGCAAUCGCUCCAGACGGUGAUUCCGCUGAUGAAGGUGAUGACUUUCCGAUGCGACCAAACUCCACGAUUGGUAAUAAGCCUGCAGCCUUGGAGAAGGAUGACGCCGAAGAGCCUGCGAGCAAGAAACACAAGCGUGGCCGAAUGUCAAAGACUCGCGACGGGAAGAAACAGCCAUGGGAUGACCGAGAGGAGUUCAACAUUCCGGCUCCAACAAGCAACCGGGUCCCCUCCAUGGAUGACAUUACAUGCAUGCCGCUCCAUGCUUUCAGUUUCAACCGAGUCGUAGUUGACGAGUACACGUACUCCAAUGAAGAGCGAAAUCUCUCCAUUCUGUCUCUGGUCUCGCGUUCAAAAUGGAUUCUCUCUGGAACACCGGCUCUGGGCGAGUUCGCCGAUGUGAAGAGUAUUGCUCGUCACCUGGGCAUUCAUUUGGGUGUUGACAAUGACGGCGAUAUUCUGACCUCGAACCCUCGUUUGAAGGCAGCUCGCAGAAAUUACACCACAGUGGAAGCAUUUCGGAAUGACCAGCCGCCUCGCAGCAAUUCUUGGUACGAUAAUCGAUGCAUACAUGCACAGCGCUUUCUUGAUCGCUUCGCUCGUCAGAACAUAGCGGCUAUCACUGCAAUUCCCAUGGAAGAAGAGGGCCGCGUCCGCAAGAUCCCAGGGGCAGAUCUCGACAUUCUGCACACGGUUUUGAAUGGUUUUCUGACCAACAGUUCCUCGCCAUCUGAGGCACUGAUAAAGUGCUGUACAUCGGCAAUGUUGACGGAGUUCCCAUGGGGCGCCAAUAAUUGCAUAAAGCACAUAUCAACACAGCAGGCCAUGAGGGAUUCCCACCGCGAAAAGCUGGAAGCAUUGGCGAAGAUGGCUUCUGUCGUGUUGUCCGAUCCCCACCGGGGUGAACAGUCUUGGCAGUCGUUGCUGGGGGAUGAUGGAGAGCCGGCGGAUGCUCGAGAUGCUGGGGGGUUCGCGAAGAAGAUUGGGGACAAGGACACGGUGGAGACAGUUCGAUCCCUCUUCCAAGGCAUCUUUACAACAUUCAAUGAAUGGUCCCAAGAUGCCCUGUACAACAAACUCAUCAAGGACAAGGUUGAUGGUAAACUGAAACAGAUCCGACCGACGAAGGCCAAAGAAGCACAGUUGAAGAGAGUCACCGAUGAACCACUUGAAUCACAACCCAAGUCCCGCACCAAGCCCGGAAAGGGAUCAACUGGAAGCAGCAGCGAGACAGCGUGGAAGAAGCCUCGCAAGAUCAUCCUCCUCUCCGCUGAAAGGUUCAAGGAGAGGCUCAACGCCUGGAAGACGAGUGCUGUCCUAAAGGACCUCGUCAGAGACAUUUUCAUGGUAGUAGAAUCCAUCGUUGCCAGCAACCGCGAAAUCCGUUUCUUCACGGCCAUGCGCCGUCUGCAAAUCGAGCCCGUUCACCCCUGUGACAGAUGCGCAGAAUGGCACGACUCUACGGGCCGAAGCGGUAUCACAAUCAUUCGCACCUGCGGACACCGCCUCUGCCAGAGCUGUAUGGAAGACGUAAAUAAGCCGGAAGACGGGCAACGAGUGUGCGUCGCGACGGGAUGUCGCGCAUCCGCGUGCGAGUCCAAGCAAAUCAAUGGACUCUGUGCCGAUAUUGGUGCUGCUGUGAAGGAAAGCAGCAAGCUCGACACCUUGGUAGACAUCAUCAAAGGGAUCCCAACGGGUGAAAAGGCGCUGCUGUUUGUCCAGUUUGAAGACACAAUGAUCCACGCCUCCCGUGCUCUCGCUGCCGCCUAUAUUGAUCAUCGUAUGGCCAAGAACAGAUCCCCGAUGGCCAUCAUGGACUUUGUCAAACCAAAGGCAACCCCCGUGCCGAGGCAGCUGAAGCAGCCGAAACAGUCAAAGCAGUCAAAGCCGUCAAAGCGGAGCACGGAGAUGGUGGUGGACGGAGAACUGGAGGUGAAUGAACAGGAGCUGAAGAGGAAGAGAGGGAGCGAGAAUACCGAGAAGGACACGAAGGAUAAGCCAAUAGGACCGAAAGUCCUCAUCCUCCUUCUCGGUGGUGUGAUGGCUGCCGGACUCAAUCUGCAAUGCGCCAACCAUAUCCUCUUCCUGUCGCCUCUCCUGGCAUCUACCCAGCACGACUAUGAAGCCGGGAUGACCCAGGCAAUCGGCCGAAGCCGCCGGUGUGGGCAGAAGCGCACAGUCCACACAUACCAUCUCCUGACACGCAGGACCGCCGAGGUCACCAUCUUCCAAGAGAGAACGUCCACGACUGUCAUUCAGCGUGGUGUCGACGUUCUGCAAGUCGCCGAAGAAGACAUUCUGCCGACAGAUGAACGUUGCGAGGGCGACUCACUUGACUUCACGAGGUUGUCUGAUGCCGAGGAAGAAGUGACUGAGGAUCUUCCACAGGAAGGAGUGACGGAGCAGCUUCCACCGGAGAGAUUGACGGAGCAGCUGCCGCAGGAAGAAGUUACUACCAAAACUCGAUCCCUCCCAGACCCUCAUUUGGUUGGCCAACUGCAGGACAUUGUCGUGGAGCUAGAAGCGGACGUUCUAAUGACCACCGAAGAUCGGCCAGACACCGAGAUGCCCAUGGAGAUUAACGCUGAGGAUGAGACUUAG